Klebsormidium nitens is the source of this 1625-nucleotide messenger RNA. The record is from the annotation of a GenBank genome assembly. NCBI's taxonomy places the organism in Eukaryota, Viridiplantae, Streptophyta, Klebsormidiophyceae, Klebsormidiales, Klebsormidiaceae.
CUUGAAUCGAAGUUCAAGAAGGCAGCUGAAGCCUGAACGCUACCUACCUUCCCAAUUGCCAAAGGUUGGGGCGCUAGCUAGAAACUUCACGUGAGUCUCACCUCAUUUUCUGUGUCCAGAGUGCUUUUUCCGCAGUGAAUCCAGAUAUCUAGAAAGCUUCCUGUCCAGCUUCCUAGGACAACGAGCGGCGUAUAUCGUUGCGGCUCUCUGAGGGAUCACCAUGGAAGAUGACGCGAUCAGCAACUUCUGCGCAAUCACAGGUGCCACGCCGGAUCAGGCAAGGUUCUUUUUAGAGAGCUCAGGCAAUGACAUGGAACAGGCCAUGUCCGCUUUCUAUGAUCAGGAAGGCGACGACGAUCUGCCUGCUGAAGAGGCAGUGCCGUCGGAAGGAGCAGCGCCACCGGCGCAGGGGCAGCAGGAGCAGGCGGGAGGGGUCAGGCAGGGCCAAGGGGCGUGGCCAGGUGCUUCUGGUGGCGGCGGCGCUGGCCCGAGCAUCCGGGGCGGCGAAGUCCGGGGUGGGGCCAAGAAGAGGCCUGCCGGCGCAGGCGCCAGUGGGGGGGGCAUCAGGACUCUGGGUGAUCUCGGCAGAGCAGCAGAACAAGACGACAGUGAUGAGGAGGGCGGUCCACAGGAGUACUACACAGGGGGAGAGAAGAGUGGCAUGAUGGUCCAGGACCCCAGCAAAAAGCCCGGCACGUCGGUUGACUCCAUCUUUGAUCGCGCCCGCCAGCACGGCGCCGUCGAUGGCACUCCCGCAGAUAUGCUUCCCUCCGCGCCUGCCGCCAGGGGGGCUUUCACAGGAUCAGCCAGGACGCUGGGCGCGGACGGCAGCCCCGCUGUGCCGGAGGUUCCGCCGGCGGUGGCCGCGGCGCCGGCGCCGGAGCGGGCGGUGCACACCAUCACGUUCUGGCGCAACGGCUUCACUGUGGACGAUGGGCCCCUGCGCAAGCUGGAGGACCCCGCCAACGCACCCUUCCUCAACAGCAUCAACAAGGGCGAGUGUCCGCGCGAGCUGGCCCCCGCAGAUGCGCGCGUGAUGGUGCACGUCAACCUGGUGCGCAAGGAUGCCGACUACGAGCCUCCUAAGGAGCCCAAGUACCGCGCAUUUGUGGGGUCUGGCCGCACCCUGGGCUCCACCGACAGCGAGCCCGCCCCGGAGCCGGCCGCCUCAGCCCCCGCGACAGCAUCCAGCAACAAGUCGUUCGAGGUGGACGAAUCGCAGCCGUUCACCAGCCUGCAGCUGCGCCUUCUGGACGGAACGCGGCUGGUGGCGCGCUUCAACCACAGCCACACGGUCGGCGACAUCCGCCGCUUCUUGGAGCGGGCGCGGCCCGGGGCCACGUCCUCCUACCGCCUGGUGACUUCCUUUCCCCCGAAGACGCUCACGGACCUCGACCAGACGAUCGAGCAGGCGGGGCUCCUAAAUGCAGUGGUUAUGCAAAAGGCUUGAUCCGGAGAGAGCAGGGCCGCUUGGUGAAGCGGGAGUACAGGAGUGCACUGACAAUAUCUUAGGUCGAUUGGCGCUGUGCCACAAGAAUUCCAACUUACCUAGCUGCCUGUAUUGUUUUUUAUUGGAGUAUUUGUCUGCCGCCAACAUCAACCACAAUCUAUUCAUCUACUACUUG